AUGGCAAUAAAUUUUGUAUCUUGGAUCAUCCUUUUUCAUCUCCUCGUAAUCCUAUUGUGUUGUCAUGGAAACCAAGCAAGGGAAUUGGUUGAAACAAAAACCAAAUCAUUGGAAAUUCAGCACAACCAUCAUCAUCAACAUAAUCAUAUGACUCAUAAUAUUGAUCCUUCAGUGAUGGUGUUUUUCACUUUGAAAGAUUUGAAAGUUGGAAAAAUAAUGCAAAUUUAUUUUCCUAAGAGAGACCCUUCAACUUCUCCGAAGUUAUGGCCAAAAGAAGAAGCUGAGUCACUUCCUUUCUCUUCAAACCAACUCUCAUAUCUUCUCAAAUUCUUCUCUUUUUCUCCAAACACUCCACAAGCCAUGGCUAUGGAAAACACCUUACAAGAAUGUGAAAGCAAACACAUCAAAGGAGAAGUAAAAUUUUGUGCUACUUCAUUACAAUCUAUGCUUGAAUUCACACAAAAGACUCUUGGUUCAAAUUCUGAAAUCCAAGUUUAUGCAACUUUGCAUAAAACAAAAUCAAGUGUUACUUUUCAAAAUUACACUAUAGUAGAAAUUUUGAUGGAAAUCAUAGCUCCAAAAAUGGUGGCUUGUCACACUGUGCCAUAUCCUUUUGCUGUUUUUUAUUGUCAUAGUCAAGAAAGCGAGAAUAGGGUGUAUAAAGUAUUAUUGGAGGGUGAGAAUAGAGAUAAAGUUGAAGCUAUGGUUGUUUGUCACAUGGAUACAUCACAAUGGGCACCUAGUCAUGUUUCAUUUCAAGUUCUUGGUGUUACACCAGGAAGUUCUUCUGUGUGUCACUUUUUUCCAGCUGAUAAUUAUAUUUGGGUUCCUAAGAUGAAAUCACAAGGUUCAUCUAGCAUGUGA
This is a messenger RNA of Vicia faba (fava bean), 864 nucleotides long. The record is from the annotation of a GenBank genome assembly. Lineage: Eukaryota; Viridiplantae; Streptophyta; Magnoliopsida; Fabales; Fabaceae.